This is a messenger RNA of Alternaria alternata, 978 nucleotides long. RefSeq lists its product as hypothetical. The transcript is spliced from 2 exons. The coding region runs from base 309 to 878 and encodes 189 amino acids. The record is from RefSeq and is a predicted model, not a curated record. Lineage: Eukaryota; Fungi; Ascomycota; Dothideomycetes; Pleosporales; Pleosporaceae.
GACCAUGUGAUUGGUAUCCGUAUGCUCGCGCAUCCCAUUGGAGGCUGAAAAUAGCUGUCCAAUCAACGCGACAGCCACCAAUACUCCUAACGAAGAAGUUCGGUUCUUGAUAACUGCUCGGUCAUACCGGUGCACUCAGCUUCCUCCUGUGUAGAGAAGAGUAGCAAGCUGGUUGCUUCGAAUACGAGGAGCAGCCACGCUAUGUGCUGAGUCCCGUUACAGUAUAAAAGGGUCCAUCAUGGCUUCGUUUCCAAGGGGUGUGCAUCUCGAACCUCAGAUACCAUUUCCAGUUGACAAUUCACUUCAAGAUGCUCUUCAACGCAUUGACAGUUCUUUCUAUCAUCGCAAGCGUCCAUGCCGCAGGUCGUGCGAUCGUUACCAACCAAUGCCCCGAGCCCAUCUAUCUCUGGUCCGUUGGUGGUAGCAUAAGUGACCAACACAUCGUCAAUCCUGCCACAUCCUACAGUGAAUCCUUCGUCACUGACCCGAAAUCUGGAGGCAUUGCGAUCAAGAUAUCACCAAUCGAAGGCGGUAUUUUCAAGCCAAACGUCAGCCAAACGAUCUUCGCGUACAACCUCGACGUCAACCAGAUCUGGUACGAUAUGAGCGACAUUUUCGGCGACGGCUUUGCCGGAAGUACCAUGACCCUCAAGCCGACGGAUUCAACGUGUGAGAGCAUCGUGUGGGCGUAUGGAAAGCCGCCCGCUGGUAGUCAGGUCAAGAACUGUGGAGCUGAGACGGAUCUUGAGCUGACAUUUUGUACCAACCAGUGCUUGCCGAGUUGGUCUCCUUGUGGAAGAAACGCGCCGCCGGGUGAGACGAGGACGUGCUGCACGCAUUGUAUUGGCGAUCACCACUGUGUUGCUGCACCCAAUUAGAUGCAGCCUAACGCUGUGCCGACCAUGAAUGAUCGAAGGGACAGCUAGCAAUUUGACACGACGAGGAAAGAGCUAUGUGGGUAUCAGCCGCACGCGUUGA